Molecule: messenger RNA, 1147 nt
Organism: Pipistrellus kuhlii (Kuhl's pipistrelle)
Lineage: Eukaryota; Metazoa; Chordata; Mammalia; Chiroptera; Vespertilionidae
Gene: ERAS
Product: ES cell expressed Ras
Exons: 1
Coding region: 347-1027 (226 amino acids)
Biological process (GO): Ras protein signal transduction
Cellular component (GO): plasma membrane
Molecular function (GO): GDP binding; GTPase activity; GTP binding
Source: RefSeq, a predicted model, not a curated record
GCUCCGUGAAUAUACUGAGUCAUUGAUUGUACACUUUAACUAGGUUAACUUAUGGUGUAAAAACUAUCUCAACAAAGCUGUUUUUAAAACCCCUGCCUGCCCAGAGCUUUAGGUAGCAGAAGGGAGGGAGAGAAAAAUCAUAUAAAUAAUGGGUGUAGCAUAUUAGAUGGUGAUUAGCACGCGCUGGGCACGCAGUGAGUGUUGACUCAGUGACCCCAGCUGCCCUCUGUCCUCAUGGUCUCCUCACCUAAACUCCCCCUGCCUGGCCCCCGCCCCCCCCCCCCAUUGUCUGUCUUCUCUUCCCAGCGGCAGGGCCUGCUGUCUGCAUCUCUUCUCUUCCCUGAGCAUGGCGCGCCCCAAAAAGCCUAGCAUGCUUGAUCUGGGCCUGGGCACCUGGAGCCCUGGCAGUCAGGAGGAGAGCCGCAAGGCUCCGGCACCUUCCAGGGGCAAGCAGCUGCCGGAGUACAAGGCCGUGGUGGUGGGCGCCAGUGGAGUGGGCAAGAGCGCCCUGACCAUCCAGCUGAACCACCAGUGCUUCGUGGAAGACCACGACCCCACGAUCCAGGAUUCCUACUGGAAGGAGGUGACCCUGGACCACGGCGGCUACAUCCUGAAUGUGCUGGAUACGGCCGGCCAGCCCACCCACAAGGCCCUGCGAGACCAGUGCCUGGCCGCGGGGGAUGGCGUGUUGGGUGUCUUCGCCCUGGAUGACCCGGCGUCCCUAACGCAGCUGCAGCAGAUGCGGGCCACCUGGGGCCCUCACUACACCCGGCCCCUCGUCCUCGUGGGCAACAAGUGCGACCUGGUGAGCGCCGCUGGAGAGGCCCACGCCGCCGCUGUGGCCCUGGCCAAGAGCUGGGGGGCGCCCUUCGUGGAGACCUCGGCCAAAACCAGACAGGGCGUGGAGGAGGCCUUCGCCCUGCUCGUCCACGAGAUCCAGAAGGUGCAGGAGGCCAUGGCCAAGGAGCCUGAGAGUAAGUCCCGCCACCAGAAGACCAUGUGCCACUGCGGCUGCUCCGUGGCCUGAAGGUCUCGGUCAGAAACAUGGACCGUCCCCCGGGCCAGGGGGAUGCCUCCUUGUGUGAGAACCCCAGGCCUAGCUGGGUGGGACACCGGGUGUGUUUAGGGUAGCUGGACCCCUCUUCCG